ACCGUACCAAAAUCAUUUCAUAAAAAAAGAAAACAAAAAAGAGAGACCUUUGUUGUCUAAAACUUUUCUUUCUGAAGAGCCCUUUCAGCUGUGCCCUACUGCCCUUUCCUGCAUUUUCAAAGUUUCUACUUCACUUCACUCAAAACCAUUUUCAACUUUGUUAAGAAGAAAACACAAUGAAUCCUUCAAGUUCAAGUUCAAGAAAGAAGAAGAAGAAAGCUACUUACUAUGAUGAUCACAACUUCAUUAACACCAUUUUUUCAUGGUCUCUUCAAGACAUCUUCAAUGAAGAUCUUUACAAAAACAAGGUGGAUUAUAUUGAUUUGUACUUCAAAUCUUUUGAGCAAUAUUUUAAGUCAUUUGUGUAUCCUUUGUUGGAAGAAACACGAGCAAAUCUAUGUUCUUCCAUGGAGUAUUUGUCUGGUUCACCUUAUGCUCAAGUGGUUUCUCUUGAAAAGAAACUCUCACAUUCAUGUGGUAGAAAUCACUAUGUUGUUAACACUGAUACUUGGAAAAAUACCUCUUCUGGUUAUGGAAAAGAGCUGAACAAAACAUUGCCUGGAAAUGUUUUUAUUUUGGCCGAUUUUAAACCCGAAACUGUUAAUGAUUUAACAAGGUCAGGAAAGACGUGGAGCUUUGUGUUGUCAGCCGGUGUUCUUCAUGAUACUGAACUUAUGUCUACUUUUAAAGUGAUUGCUUCUAAAGACAUUGACGUAGAUGAGAUGGGGAAAAAGUCUAUGUUUAUUAUAUUCUUGACGAAUAUAACGCCUAAUAGAUGGAUAUGGAACGCCCUGCAUAUGGGUGGAGAUUCGAAGCUGAUUGAGAGGAUUUUAUGUGCUACUGAUGUGGUUGACAAAAGCUGUGAUUACUGUUCUCCGAAGACUGAUGCUCUUAAGGAUGAUGAAACAUAUCAAAGGUUGUCUUCUGAGUUGAAUGAAUCACAAACCAAGGCAAUUUGUGCUUGCCUUUCUUUCAUUCAUUGCAAUCAUAAGUCUACUGUGGAUCUUAUUUGGGGUCCACCAGGAACCGGAAAAACAAAAACUUUGGGCACACUGCUUUUCGCUCUAUUCAAAAUGAACUGUAGGACGCUUGUUUGUGCUCCAACUAAUGUUGCCAUUAAGGAAGUGGCAUCACGUGUCUUGAGCAUGGUGAGAGAAUCAUUUGAUGGAAAUUCCGAUGCUUUGUUCUGUAACUUAGGAGACAUGCUAUUGUUUGGGAAUCAUGAGCGGCUCAAAGUUGGUGCAGAAAUUGAAGAGAUAUAUUUGGACUAUCGUGUCAAGCAGCUCAUACUGUGUUUCACCCCACCUAAUGGCUGGAAAUAUUGUUUUGGUUCAAUGAUUGAUCUUCUGGAAAUUUGUGUUUCCGAUUAUCAUAUAUUCAUUGAGAACGAGAUGAGAAAAGAACAGGCGCAAAUUGAUGAUAAAAAUUCUAAUGGGGCAAAAGUUGACAAUCCUUCCAAUUCUGGUGUGAGGAUGAUGCACAAAUCUUUCAUCGAGUUUGUCAGAGAGAGGUUUCUGUCUAUAGCAUUGCCACUCAGAGACUGUAUUUCCAUCUUAAGUACUCAUAUAUCCAGAAGUUGUAUUAUGGAACAUAACUUGAACGAUUUGGCUCAUCUUAUUUACUCUCUCAGUACAUUUCAAGCUUUGUUGUUUGAAAAUAAUAUUUCUUCUGAAAAACUGGAAGAACUUUUCUCUCCUCCAGAGAGUCAAGAUAGUUCUUUUGAGUCGGUAGUAGUAAGUGCUGCUGAAUACUCAUUGCACCAGAGCAGAACUGAAUGCCUUUCUCUACUACGAACCCUUAAAGUUUCACUUGGUGACCUCGACCUUCCAGAUGUUGUGACAGAAGAGUCAAUCAGAGAGUUCUGUUUUCAAACAUCUUCAUUAAUAUUUUCCACUGCUUCCAGCUCCUUUAAGCUGCAUUCUGUUCCCAUGGAACCUCUAGACAUUUUAGUGAUUGAUGAAGCUGCACAGUUGAAGGAAUGUGAAUCCAUCAUACCUCUACUACUUCCGGACAUAAAGCAUGUUAUUCUUGUUGGAGAUGAACGCCAGCUACCGGCAAUGGUUGAAAGUAGUGUUUCUUCGGAAGUCGGUUUUGGAAGAAGUUUAUUUGCGAGACUGAGCACAUUGGGUCAUCCAAAUCACUUCCUCAAUAUACAGUACAGGAUGCAUCCAGCAAUUAGUUCCUUUCCAAAUUCAUGCUUCUAUUUGAACCAAAUUCUUGAUGCACCAAAUGUUAUUGCAAAGAACUACAGCAAACAAUAUCUCCCAGGGCAAAUGUUUGGUCCAUAUUCCUUUAUAAAUAUAGAUGGUGGUACCGAAGAGUUUGAUGAUGAAAAUAUUAUUGAAGUGGCGGUUGUGAUGAAAAUAAUCAGAAAUUGUUUUAGAGCAUGGCUUGACUCAAAUGAGAACCUUAGUAUAGGUGUAGUGUCUCCAUAUGCUGCCCAAGUUGAUGCAAUUCAGGAUAUUCUUGGACAGAAGUAUGAUAAGCACGAAGGUUUUGAUGUGAAGGUGAAAACCAUAGAUGGUUUCCAGGGUGGAGAGCAGGACGUUAUUAUCUUAUCAACCGUUGGAACUGACUGCAGUACUUCUCUUGGGUUCAUCUCCAAUAACCAGAGGACCAAUGUUGCUCUUACCAGGGCUAGGCAUUGUCUAUGGAUAUUGGGAAAUGAAAGGACCCUAGUAAGUCAGAAAAAUGUAUGGAAAACUUUGGUGCUUGAUGCUAAAAAACGUCAAUGUUUCUUUAAUGCGGAUGAAGACAUGGAUUUAGUGAAAACUAUAUGGGAUGCUAGGAAAGAGCUGGACAAACUUGAUGAUUUGCUUAAUGCCAACAGUGUCAUUUUUAGAAACUCUAGGUGGAAGGUUCUUUUCAGUGAUAACUUUCUAAAGUCAUUUAAAAGUCUUCCAUCAAAGCAGACAAAGAAGUUGGUCAUUAGCCUCUUACUCAAACUCUCUAGUGGGUGGAGACCAAAAAGGAUAAAAGUGGACUUGCUUUGUGGAAAUUCAUCCCAGAUGUUAAAGCAAUAUAAAGUUGAAGGUCUCUUUGUUGUUUGUUCAAAGGACAUAGUAAAAGAGUCGAAUUUCACUCAAGUUUUAAGGAUAUGGGAUGUUCUUCCUCCAGAGGAUAUUCCCAAGGUAGUGAAGCGGCUUGAUAGUAUUUUCGGAAGAUAUACUAAUGAUUUUAUAAGUCGCUGCAGUGAGCAAUGUUUUGAGGGGAAGAUGGAGGUCCCAAUGACAUGGAAAAAAUCAACAGAAAUCAUCAAAAUUAAGAAUCUUGAUAAUAAUGGAAAUGAAGGUGAAUCUGCUUAUUUAGAUCAAAGAAUAUAUGUUGAGAAUUCAAAGGUUGAGGAGAGUUUUUUGCUGAUGAAAUUCUAUUCUUUAUCAUCUGUUGUGGUUAGCCAAUUGCUUUCUGAUUGUAAUAGUAAUGAACUGGAACUUCCAUUUGAAGUAUCGGAUGAAGAACGUGACAUAAUACUCUUUUCUCGAAGUACAUUUGUAUUGGGUCGCUCUGGUACCGGCAAAACCACUGUUUUGACCAUGAAGUUAUUAAAAAAGGAGGAAUUGCACCAUUCGGCUCUUGAACAAACUUAUGGAAUUAAGAGUGUUGAAGUUCCUUGUUUGAAUUAUGAUAAAGAGUACAAAGACAGUUCUACUGUAAAUGGCAGGCCUGUCUUACACCAAUUAUUUGUAACAGUGAGUCCUAAACUUUGUCAAGCAGUGAAACAUCAGAUUGUUAGAAUGAAAAGAUUCAUAUGUGAUGGGGAUAUUUCCGCUGAUAGGUGUUCUAUUGAGGAAGAUAUUGUUGAUGUUGAUACAUCAAUACAAUUUAAGAAUAUACCAGAUUCUUUUGUUAAUAUUCCUGCCGAAUCAUAUCCACUUGUGAUAACAUUUCAGAAGUUUCUAAUGAUGCUUGAUGGGACUGUGGGAAAUUCUUAUUUGGAAAGAUUUAAUGAUCUGUCUUCUCUAAGUGAGAACAUUGGUGUAAAAUCUGUUGCUUUGGAGACUUUUAUAAGGAAGAAGCAGGUGACUUAUGAGAGAUUUGACUCAUUAUAUUGGCCACAUUUCAAUUUCCAAUAUACCAAGACAUUAGAUUCAUCCAGAGUGUUCACAGAAAUAGUGUCUCAUAUAAAAGGGGGCAUGCAAUCUUUGGAGCCUGGUGAAGGGAAGUUAAGCCGUCAAGAUUAUCUUUCCUUGUCUGAAAACCGAUCCUCAAGUUUAAGCAAGCAGAAAAGGGAGAUCAUAUAUGAUAUUUAUCAAAGUUAUGAAAAUAUGAAGAUGGAUAAAGGGGAAUUUGAUUUGGCUGAUAUUGUUGCUGACAUUCAUCGCCGACUCAGAAUUAACAAAUAUGAGGGUGAUGAAAUGCACUUUGUAUAUAUUGACGAAGUGCAGGAUCUAACCAUGAGUCAAAUUGCUUUAUUUAAAUAUGUUUGUCAAAAUGUAGAAGAGGGUUUUGUUUUUUGUGGGGAUACUGCACAAACCAUAGCAAGGGGAAUUGAUUUUAGGUUCCAAGAUAUCAAAUCUCUCUUUUACAAGAAGUUUGUGCAAGAAUCGAAGAGAGGUGCUUAUAACAAAGGAAAGGAUAAAAUGAAAGUUUCAGAAACAUUUUUACUGAAUCAAAACUUUCGGACUCAUGCUGGAGUGUUGAAGUUAUCCCAGAGCAUCAUUGAGCUUCUUUUCCUUUUUUUCCCUCAUUCUAUUGAUGUUUUGAAGCCUGAGACCAGUUUGAUAUACGGGGAAGCUCCUGUUGUUCUUGAGUGUGAGAGCAAAAAAAAUGCAAUUGUAACUAUUUUUGGCACCACUGGACAUGAAAGUGGUAAAAUUGUUGGCUUUGGAGCGGAGCAAGUAAUUUUGGUACGUGAUGAUUAUGCGCGAAAAGAAAUUUUGGAAUAUGUUGGGAAACAAGCUCUUGUUCUAACUAUUUUGGAGUGCAAAGGGCUUGAGUUUCAGGAUGUAUUGUUGUACAACUUUUUUGGCACUUCACCCUUGCAAAAUCGAUGGAGGGUGGUUUACGAGUAUAUGAAUGAACAAGAUAUGCUGGAACAUACAGAAUCCAAGUCUUUUCCAAGUUUCAAUGAUUCCAAACACAAUAUUUUGUGCUCAGAGCUAAAGCAGCUAUAUGUGGCUGUCACUCGUACAAGACAGAGAUUGUGGAUAUGCGAGAAUACAGAGGACUUUUGUCAACCUAUGUUUGAUUAUUGGAAAAAAAAGUGUCUUGUACAGUUCAAAGAACUGGAUGAUUCACUUGCUCAGGCAAUGAAAGUUGCUAGUAGCCCAGAUGAAUGGAAGUCACGUGGCAAAAAGUUAUAUUAUCAAAAUAACUUUGAGAUGGCUACAACGUGUUUUGAAAGAGCUGGGGACUCUUAUUGGGAAAAAAGGUCUAAGGCUGCUGGCCUUAGGGCAACUGCAAACCGUUUACAUGACUUGAAUCCUGAAGAUGCAAAUGCAGUGCUUAGGGAAGCUGCUGAAAUUUUUGAAAGCAUAGGAAUGGCCGAGUCUGCUGCCCAAUGUUUUUCUGAUUUGGGGGACUAUGAAAGAGCAGGGAAGCUUUACUUGGAAAAAUGUGAAGAGCCCGAUUUGAAAAGGGCAGGAGAUUGCUUUUAUUUAGCUGGUUGUCACGAAAUGGCAGCUCAAGUGUAUGCUAGAGGAAGUUUCUUCUCGGAUUGUUUGAAUAUUUGUGCAAAAGGUGGAUUGUUUGACACUGGCUUACAUUACAUUCAGCAAUGGAAACAAUAUGAAAGUGCUGAUCCUGGUUGGGCUAAUAGUCAUGAUCUCUACAUAAUUGAACAAAAAUUUCUGGAAACGUGUGCCCAUAAAUAUUUUAGCAGCAAAGAUAUCAAAUCGAUGAUGAAAUUUGUUAGAGCUUUUCAUUCGAUGGAUUUGAAGCGUAAGUUUUUACAAUCAUUAAGCUUACUUGAUGAACGUCUUGAAUUAGAAGAGGAAUCGGGCAACUUUGUGGAGGCUGUAAACAUUGCUAAGAUGAUGGGUGAUAUUCUUCGCGAGGCUGAUUUGCUAGGAAAAGCUGGUGAAUUCUUGGAAGCAUGUGAACUUAUGUUUUUCUAUGUACUUGCACAAUCUCUUUGGUCUGGAGGAAGCAAAGCGUGGCCCUUAAAGCAGUUUACACAGAAGGCCGAGCUUUUGGGAAGAGCGUUGAUAUUUGCAAAAGAAGUGUCAAGCAGCUUUUAUGAGCUUGCAUCUACAGAAGCAAAGAUACUGUCAAAUAAGCAUGACACCAUCAUUGAAAUAAUGAAUCAUUUGCAAUCUUCUCGCAUCCAUAAUAGUACAAGAGGGGAAGUGCUAUGUUUGUGGAAACUGCUGGACUCUCAUUUUCGGUUGAACUCCUCUAAGUAUGUCUGGCGAGAGAAUAUAUUUGAUGUUUCAGUUGAAGGCAUGAUUAUGAAGAGUCAAUUUUCUGUGGAGACCUUGUUUUAUUGUUGGACAUGUUGGAAGGAUAACAUUGUUCAUAUGCUGGAAUCCCUUUCAAAUUUCAAAACUCAAGAGCAGCUUCAUCAGCACAACAGUUAUGUAAAGUUUGCAUUAAAUUAUUUGGGUGUUCAGAAGCGGAUGUAUAAUCUAAAUGAGAUUUACCUUUUGCUCAUCCCUGAUGCUAACUGGGUGAUGAAACUAGGAGAUAGAUUGCUAAAGAAGAAUGGUAAGAUAGUCUCUGUUGAUGUUCAACCUUUAGUUUCUUCUGCUCAGAUUUACUGGAGUUCAGAGUUACUUUCUGUUGGCAUGGAUGUCUUGCGCAACCUAGAUGCACUCUACAAUUUUUCAGUUAAUAAAGCUUUUUCCAAAUUCUGUCAAGUACAGUCUUUAUUGCAUAUCUAUGAGGUCUCAAAAUUCCUUCUCAAGUCCAAAUGUUUUAGCCAUGGCCACAGUGACUUGAGAACAUUGGAGAGAUUUUACAGACAGACAAUUGAGUGUUUAUCCCAUCAUGUAGUUCCCCUUGACUGGAAGAAAUCACUGGCAAAAGAAAUGGUUUAUCAAAGGAUAACUGAAUCUUGGCAGGAUAUUAUGAAAGAAGUCAUCUAUGAAAACACCAAACGGAAAGAUGAAAACACUAAACGGAAAGAUAGAUUGACCUAUGGUCUAAUCGGAAGGGUGGUAGUUAUGAUUCUUGGUACAUCUAAUGUAAAAAAUGAUCUGUUUCGGCAAAUUAUGACAAAGUUUGAAGAUAACCAACCCUGGAAAGAUUUCAUUCAUAGCUUAUGGUUGUGUUUAGGACAUGGAGUGGUUUUAGAGAUAAAUCGCAUUUGUAAGCUUCAUAGUGCAUUGCAGCAUACUUGCAGUGGGAAUUGGAAAACAGAAGUUGACUAUCUGUCUCCUAGUUGCUUUAUGUAUCUUGUUGAACGUCUAUUGCUGUGGACCUCAGGCUUGAACGGGUUCAUUUAUGCGACAAAGUCAUCUUUCACUGAAUGGCUUAUUUCACAAAAUGAAGAUUCCCUUACAAAUUUGGGCUUUUUUGCUUCACAACGGCGAGACAUGGGAGAUGUCUAUGAUUUCAUUGCGAAUAUCCUCCUUGAGUUUGUUUCUGAUGAAAAUGGCACCAAAACCUGGAUUGAAAAAUCAAGCUUGCAUGUGAAGAAUUACUUUCCAUCGCUUCUCCUGAGGUUGAUUGUUUCAAUGUGUUUGCUUCUUCUCACCUCUGGGAGUGGGAAGUAUUUGGCGUUACUUCGCAGUUUGUUGGGGAAGAGCAAUGUAUCCUCUCAACUUCCAUUAGACUUUUUAAAUGUUCUUCAAAAGAAACGCACGGGUUUGAAAGUCUUUGCUAAGGCAUUUAAAGUGAUUGGCAACCCCUUGGUGAUUGCUAAGCUUCAGGACAAUUCUCCCGAAAUUGGGUGUUCAGAUGCUGUGUUUGUGGAUUUAACGAUAUGCCAAAAGAAGGAGCUCAUAUUAGAAACAUUAUUUCCAAGUAGAGUUGACAGUGUGGGAGAGGAAACCACAACAGUAGCCUCUGAUUCAACAUCUAAGGAGUUUUCUUCAAACCUUCCAAAUGAAUGCUCUUCUGUUUCACAUCAGGAAUCAGAUGGACAGAUAAAAGAUGAAGUUAACAGAUCUAUGAAUGCUGACUUCUUCUGGAAUUGGUUGGAAAAUUUCGGGUCUGCAACUGAUGUAUCAUGUCUUAACAGUGUCUCACCUGAUUCCUUAAUGAUAAAGGUCAGCCAAUUUUAUUUUUAUUUUUUUCCGAAUAAAAUGUGCUUAUUUCAAACAAUUAAUAUUUAUAUUCUUUUAUCACAAGAUUUUCUUUCCUUCACUUUUUUCUAUUCUCUCCAGGAAGUUUUGGAUCAUUAUAUUCAACUUUUGAAAUUGUCAAACCCUAUUAAGAUGGAAAACAAAAAUGUUGUGGAGGAGUUGGCGUGCUUGCUUGAUGAAAUGAAGCAGCUUCGAGCCGCAUUGAACACGAGUGAUUCAAUGAUUGAGAAGAACACUCUAAUUGUACUUUCAAAGAAAAUUCUUUCUAGACGAUCAAAAGUAGCGCACAUCUUGUCUAAACUGAAUUUGGCCUGCCAAAAGAGAAAUACCAAUGUUGAGUCAGAGUCAGAUCCAUCACAAGCCAGGGCUGAAGUAGGCAAUGAUGACCAACACGAGCAAAAUAUUUUGAAGGAAUCAAAAGAUGAAAUGCCCAAUAAUUCUCAAGGUGCAGGUAAUUCAGGACAUGGAAAGGCCAAGGGGAAGAAAAGCAAAUCCAAGAAAAACAAGAAAAAGGGUAAGAAAUGAAAAUUGUCAGGUUUAUGUACAUGCAAAUGCUGUAGUAAUUUUUGUUUUUACACUUCAAACCGUCUGGUUAUGGUAUUAGCUGAAUUUGGAAUCUUUGCAACAAACUUUUGAAGAUUUAUUAUUAAUAUGAAAAUGCAUCCUUUUGUCAUCGAGCAAGGUUGGUGUAAUUUUGUCAAAGGCUUAGCAUUCUUUAUAUAGAUAGCGUUGGUAGGCAAACAAUGUGUGUAAUCAAACCGAUGUAAGACACACUAGUAUUAUCUACUAUCCUUGGUCUUUCUUUGGUGAGAUUGGAACAAUCAUGUGAAACCUUUGUUGUCUAUAAAAGCUCAGAAAAUGGUAGUUUCUUUUGUUAAAUUAAACUAGUUUGAUACUAGAGGGUUGAUCAU
Trifolium pratense (red clover) is the source of this 9097-nucleotide messenger RNA. RefSeq lists its product as uncharacterized. Bases 177 to 8711 code for a protein of 2844 amino acids. The transcript has 13 exons. The record is from RefSeq and is a predicted model, not a curated record. NCBI's taxonomy places the organism in Eukaryota, Viridiplantae, Streptophyta, Magnoliopsida, Fabales, Fabaceae. Gene Ontology annotation, molecular function: ATP binding; helicase activity.